Closterium sp. NIES-65 is the source of this 5184-nucleotide messenger RNA. Lineage: Eukaryota; Viridiplantae; Streptophyta; Zygnematophyceae; Desmidiales; Closteriaceae. The record is from the annotation of a GenBank genome assembly.
AUGGCUACCCCUAGUGUUCUCGCUUUUGACGCUGAGGGUCGAGCCGUAGACUUCGAGGUCUGGCUAGACGACCUGCAAUUGUUUUUACAGUGCGAUAGGGCGGACGGUCUGUCUCUCUUUGACCUCACCUCUGGCGCCGUCCCUUCCCUUGCUGCUGAUGCUGACGCCACUGUUCGCUCGCAGUGGGCCACGCGCGAUGCUGCUGCACGUCUUGCUGUGCGUCGCCACUUGCCUACCGCUGAGCGCGCGCACUUUAGCCAGUACAAGAGUGCCCAGACCUUGUACGACGCUGUAGUUGCGCGCUACUCCUCCCCUGCCACUGCUGCACUGAGCCGCCUCAUGCUCCCCUUCCUCUUCCCUGACCUUGCCGCCUUUCCCACUGUCGCUGAUCUCAUCACGCACCUCCGCACUAGUGACACUCGCUACCGCGCUGCGCUUCCUGCUGACUUCUGCGCCAAGAACCCCCCCCCGAUGGGUGUUCUCCUUCCCCUCUCCUGCCCUCUGUCGCCUCUGCCGCUGCGGCCGACCUCGUUGGUCUUGAGUCGGUCGGUGCGGCGUCUGCCCCUAGCGGGAGACGCCGCUCUGGCAAGGGCAAGGGGGCCAAGGGAGCGGGUGGGGCCAGUGGGGGCGGUGGAGGUGGAGGUGGAGGCGGCGGAGGGAGUGGGAGUGGCGGUGGAGGUGGUAGCGGGGGUGGGGGUGCUAGUGGCGGCAGUGGAAGCGGGGGUGGCGGCGGCGGUGGCGGUAGUAGCGGAGGUGGCGGAGGUGGCGGCGGUGGAGGCGGAGGCGGGGGAGGUGGAGGCGGAGGCGGGGGUGGCGGAGGUGGAGGUGGUAGGAGUGGACCUUCGCAGCGGAGCGGCACUAGGGGAGGUCAGCGCCAGCAGCAGCAGCAGCGUUCUCGCGACGUCCCCACCCCUCAGCAGCUCCGUGAGUGUGUGGGAGCACCCACACCGCCCAGCGCUGCUUUGGCCGCCUGACGGACGCUUGGCGCCAGCAGUUCCCGGAGGCCGCGGAGAUCCCCUCUGGGGAGAGCUGUCUAGGGCUGGUGUAGCUAUCUUUGAUCUUGAUUUUGAUGCUAUCCUUGCUGCCAUGUAUGCUGUGACCAUUAGUGAUGAGGGUGACUGUUACCGGUGUUUCCCGCCCGACCCGGGCAUUGGUACUGCUGCUCUAGGUGCCGGUGAGGCUUCUGCUCUAGGUGCCAGUGCGUCUGUGCUCUCAGGUGCUGGUGAGGCUGCUCUCUCAGGUACUAGUGCGUCUGCACUCUCAGGUACUGCGUCGGCUUCGGCCUCCCACACCUUCACUCUUGACUCUGGAGCGUCUCGCUCUUUCUUUCGGGACCGCACCACACUCACGCCGCUUAGUCGGCCGGUUGCGGUUUCCCUGGCUGACCCCUCUGGGGGUCCUGUCCUGUCUCGCUUCUCCACAGUCCUCCCGUGUCCGGCGGCUCCCUCUGGCACCCUGUCUGGUCUCUACCUCCCCUCGUUCUCUACGAACUUGGUGAGUGGUGCUGACCUACAGGAUGUGGGAGUCCACCAGUUCACCCCUGCUCGUCAUCGAGUGACGCACUGGACAGAGGCUAGCACGAGUCGUCACCUGGCUACGUUUACCCGUCAGCCGGGGUCGAGCCUGUACACACUGACCACUGCUUCUCCUCCAGUUGCUGAGUCUGGUAGAGUCCCUUCGUCUGGUCAGGUGUUUGCUGCAGCGUCCAGGUCUGGUCCUGAGUCUGCCCCCUGUUCGUGUCGCCGUCUGUCUCACGAGACCCUCCUCUGGCACCACCGCCUUGGCCACCCCUCUCUGCUUCGGCUCAGAGGCAUGGCCUCCCGUCUUCUUGUGUCUGGUCUCCCCCGGUCCCUCCCUCCCCUUCCUCAGGGCCCUCGCCCUGCCUGUGUCCCCUGUGUCGAGGGGCGCCAGCGUGCUGCCCCUCACUCCUCCCAGUUUCCUCCGACAGAGGCUCCGUUGCAGACGCUUCACAUGGACGUGUGGGGCCCUGCCCGCGUCCGUGGACUCGGUCACGAGCGCUACUUCCUGUUGGUGGUUGACGACUACUCGCGUUACACCACAGUCUUCCCCUUGCGCAGCAAGGGUGAUGUCACUGAGGUGCUGAUCGACUGGAUCCGCGCAGCUCGUCUCCAGCUCAGGCAGAGCUUUGGCUCGGACUUUCCGGUGUUGCGUCGACACUCGGACAGAGGCGGAGAGUUCUCCUCUGGCCUUCUGCGUGCCUACUGUCGUGCGCGAGGCAUCCGCCAGACCUUCACGCUUCCGGACUCACCGCAGCAAAAUGGGAUUGCAGAGCGCCGCAUUGGCAUGGUCAUGGACGUCGCUCGUACGUCUAUGAUGCAUGCGGCUGCCCCCCAUUUUCUGUGGCCGUUUGCGGUCAGGUACGCGGCGCAUCAGAUCAACCUCCACCCCAGGGUCUCUAGGCCGGAGACCUUCCCAGCCUUGCUGUGGACGGGGAAGGCUGGCGAUGCGUCGGCGUUCCGGUUCUACCACCCCACCUCUCGACGUGUUCUGUCCUCCCAGGACGUCACGUUCGACGAGUCGGUACCCUACUACCGCCUCUUCCCCGACCGCACUCCGUCCCUCCCCCCGCCCCCACUCUUCUUGGUACCAAGUCCCCCCCCGGUAGACCCCCUCCCCCCGAAGAGUCCUGCCCCUUCAGCUGUGUCCCAAGUAGACGCGGUCGAGACUGUCGAGGUCACCGGUGACUCUGGUGCUGCUGCGGGAGCUGAGCCUAGGGGUGCUGAGCCUGGAGGUGCUACACUUGGGGGUGCUGAGCCUGGGGGUGCGGAGUCUGGGGGUGCUGAGCCUGGGGGUACUGAGCCUGGGGGUGCUGAGCCUGGGGGUACUGAGUCUGGGGGUGCUGAGCCAGGGGGUGCUGGGCCUGGGGAUGCUGAGACUGGGGGUGCUGAGACUGGGGGUGCUCCGCCUGGAGGUACUUCGUCUCGCCGAGAGCCACUCUCCCCACAGGAGUUGCGUGAGUGGUUUGCCCGACGCUGGAGGCGUGCUGCUGGUGCUGGAGGUUCUUCGGCUGCAGAGGGUGCUGCUGCCGAGCGUCCCGGAGGUGCUCGUACUGUGGGUGCUGGAGCUGCUGGGUCUGAGGGUUCUCCUGGAGCUGGUGCUGCUGAGGGUGUUGGCGCUGAGAGUACCGCUAGCGGUCCGACUGGCAGUGCUCAUGGUGGUGCUGCUGGAGGUUCUGGAGCUACUGGAGGUACUGCUGGAGGUGCUGCUAGAGCGGAUACUCCUACUGGGGUUACUGGUGCUGUCCCUGCUGUUUCUGGCGUAGCCACGCGACCCCGACUGUACUUCGUUCCGCUUCUGCAGCAGUCCCAGCUACAGCCUGCCUCCCCUUUGCCUGCUCCUUCUCCCUACGCUGGUCCGACUGGAGGUCUUACUGAGCGUCGUGAGCCUGCGUCUCGUCCUGCGUCGCGUGUUCGUACUGCGCGCACUAGUGGUCGCGGUUCUCGUCAGCGUCCACCUCCUGUCCCUGGCACGCACCGGAUGUCUCUGCGUCCGUCCACUGCUCCUCUGCGUGCCCCUUUGCCUUCUCCUCCUGCUUCCUCUCUUCCUGCUCUUGCCGACCCUGAGUCGGACUCUCUUCGUGCUGCCAGUCCUACUGUCACGCGUCUCCUUGCUACUGCUGUCACUGACCCUUCUUUCGAGUCUUCUGCUGCGUCUGCCCUUGUCACUGAGCUCGUCGACUUUGCUGCGCGCUAUCGUCUAGACUACGCUGCUAGUCUUGUCGCUGAGUCUGAGUCUGCCUGUCCUCCGUCCGUCGGGGGUGAGUGUGCCCUUGGCACGGACGUCCUUGAGGACAGGCAGGAGGAGUUCCAGUGUCUGGCCGCCGCUUCACCUCAUCUCGCGUCUGUACUGCUAGCCCCUGAGGGAGACCCGGAUGCACUUGACAUCCCGACUCCGCGCUCUUACGCGGAGGCGAUAGAGGGUCCCUACUCCUCUCAGUGGCAGGCAGCUAUGGAUGCAGAGAUGGCUUCCUGGAAGUCCACAGGCACCUACGUUGACGCUGUUCCCCCUCCUGGGGCGAACAUAGUCAGUGGCAUGUGGAUCUUCAGGGUGAAGCGGCCACCGGGUUCUCCGCCUGUCUUCAAGGCGCGUUACGUGGCUCGUGGCUUCAGUCAGCGGCAAGGGGUUGACUACUUUCAGACCUUCUCCCCCACCCUGAAGAUGACCACUCUUCGGGUACUGCUGCACGUUGCUGCUCACCGUGACUACGAGCUGCACUCUCUUGACUUCAGCACUGCUUUCUUGCAGGGCAGCCUGCACGAGGAGAUCUGGCUGCGUCGCCCACCUGGCUUCGCUGGGUCUUUCCCUCCUGGUACCCAGUGGAGUCUCCGGCGUCCAGUCUACGGUCUCCGCCAGGCGCCACGUGAGUGGCACGACACACUGAGGACUACGCUGGCGGCACUUGGGUUUGCUCCUUCUACUCCCGACCCGUCGCUGUUUCUUCGCACCGACACCUCUCUGCCGCCGUUCUACAUCCUCGUGUACGUCGACGACUUGGUCUUUGCCACAGCUGACACUGCUGGACUCGCCUACGUGAAGUCCGAGCUCAUUCUCGCACGCUAUGUUGCUCCUGGGAGACACCGACCAGAGCACAUGGCUGCAGCGAAGAGGGUGUUGCGCUACUUGUGCAGUACGUCGGGCAUGGGGCUAGUGCUUGGAGGGCGCAGUCCAGUGGUCCUCACUGGGCACGCGGACGCUUCUUGGGCUGACGACCAGGCUACGCAGCGGUCGUCACAGGGUUACACCUUCAGCCUUGGUUCCGGCUCUGUUUCGUGGCGGGCUACCCGCUCGUCUUCUGUUCUCGGCUCCAGUUGUGAGGCUGAGAUCUACGCUGGGGCUAUGGCUGCACAGGAGUUACGCUGGCUCACCUACCUGCUGUCCGACCUUGGAGAGCCGCCUCGUUCUCCUCCAGUCCUGUACGUAGACAACAAGGCCAUGCUGGCCUUGUGUCGAGAGCAGCGACUGGAGCACAGGACAAAGCACAUUGCUCUCCGCUACUUUCUUGCUCGUGAGCUACAGCAGCGUGGACAGUUGCGACUUGCGUACGUGGCCUCUGAGGCCAACACUGCUGAUGUCUUCACCAAGGCACUUGCGCCUUGUGAUCAUCAGCGUUGUUGCACGCAGCUGGGUCUUGUGCCUGUCUUGCCUCACUUGCUCACUUCUUGA